AAGUUUUUGACGCCAGACAUGAAUACGUUAAUUUAUACAAUACAUUAAUUUCAACCAGGCACAAAUUGGACGACCUGCCUGUUCCUCCACGUGUUCAAGGACCCCUCAAGAUGUCUAUGCUUGCCGAACCUCGUCGUAAGCAAAAGUGGUCCGUGGACCCCAGAAACAGCGCAUGGAGCAACGAUGAGUCCAAAUUUGGACAGAAAAUGCUGGAACGUAUGGGCUGGUCCAAAGGAAAAGGUCUUGGCAAGAGUGAACAGGGGUCUACAGAACACAUCAAGGUUAAAGUCAAGAACAACAGUCUGGGGCUGGGCACUUCAGUAAACAACGAGGAUAACUGGAUUGCUCACCAGGAUGAUUUUAACCAGCUCCUCGCUGAACUUAAUAACUGCCAUGGACAGAACAACACUGACAACCCCACUCAGGAACAGGGUUUUAGUUUGGAGGAGAAGUCAAAGACGUCCAAGAAAAGGGUCCAUUACAUGAAAUUCACUAAGGGAAAGGACCUGUCCAGUCGCAGCGAAACAGACCUAGCUUGUAUUUUUGGGAAGCGAUCGAAACGAGAGACAAGACAUCAAGAUGAGCUAAGCGGUGGAAGCAGUGGGCCUGACUCUCAGGAAGAGAGAGAAGAGGACAAGGACACAGACACUGAUCCCAACCCAGAGACACAAACAAACACCGUGACCAGCACACUGACCAUGCAAGAGUACUUCGCCCGGCGGAUGGCCCAGAUCAAGAAGACUCAGGCAGGACGAGACCCAGCCGCAUCUUCAUCUGAGGUCAGCAGCAGUGCACCUUCUCCACUGGCUACAUCUGCCUCCAUGGAGGAUUCCCCCAACACCAGCGAUAUGGAGCAGUCCAAGAAGAAGAAAAAGAAGAAAAAAGACAGGGAGAGUGAUCAAGAUGGUGUAGAGGAAGAUGCACUGACCUCAGUAAAAGGCGAGAGUGGUGAAGAGCCAAAUCGCUCCCAGAAAAAGAAGAAAAAGAACAAGAGGAAGCGAGAGGAGCGGGAUGAGGAUGGGACUGAAGUGUGCAGUGCCCCUACAGUAACGGAGGGUUCCACUGAAGAAGACACUCCCACCACGGGAAAGAGGAAGAAGGACAAAAAAACAUCUCUAGAGGUUGAUUCUGAUGAACUCAAAACAACAGAAAUUAAGAUUAUGGACUCUAAAGUUUCAGAUAAAAAGAAAAAAAAGCCAAAGAGAGAAGAGGAAAGAGUGACUGAGGAAGGGGUGUCCAAAAAGAACAAAAAAAAACAGAAACAAAAAUGAUUUUUUUUUUACAAUUGACUGCUCUUGACUCUGGACUCUGAUACCGUUGUGAUUUUAAUAAAUAGUUAAGAUCACCAAAAUAAAAAAUUAAUAGUGAGAUAACCAAAAUGAUUGGCAGCAAAGACUAUGAAUUUACAAUUAUAAUUGGUUUGUAUCUCCAUAUUUAAACUUUUAAAAAAAAUAUUAAAACGUCUAAACUUU
Carassius auratus (goldfish) is the source of this 1472-nucleotide messenger RNA. RefSeq names its product PIN2/TERF1-interacting telomerase inhibitor 1-like. The coding region runs from base 111 to 1271 and encodes 386 amino acids. The transcript is spliced from 7 exons. Gene Ontology annotation, cellular component: nucleolus. The record is from RefSeq and is a predicted model, not a curated record. NCBI's taxonomy places the organism in Eukaryota, Metazoa, Chordata, Actinopteri, Cypriniformes, Cyprinidae. Gene Ontology annotation, molecular function: nucleic acid binding; telomerase inhibitor activity.